Molecule: messenger RNA, 930 nt
Organism: Funneliformis caledonium
Lineage: Eukaryota; Fungi; Glomeromycota; Glomeromycetes; Glomerales; Glomeraceae
Source: the annotation of a GenBank genome assembly
AUGAGUCUUACAAAAUAUGAUGGAAAUAUUCAUCCAGAUGAAUGGUUAAAAGAUAUUCAAAAUUAUUGUAAUUUUCAUCUUAAACAAAGUUCUUUUGUAUGGUAUUUUAUUAUACCAUUAGUUGACGCAACUAUCAAACUCCCAACUGGAAUUGAUGGUAUUGAAAAACUUCGUAAGGCACUCAAAGAUGACAUUUCGUUUACAAUAUUCAAAAAUGCAAAUAAAAGGAAAUUGCAGUUAUUACAAUAUAUUCCCGAAAGAGAAGGUGGAGAAACUUUAAAGUUCAUUUCAAAUUUUCGUAAAUUAUGUUAUAAUGCAGAAUCGAAGAAAGAGAAAAUUAAUUCUACAAAUGAAUUAAUUAAAGAAUUUGAGGAAAUUGUUAUGGAAGAAUCGAAUUUAAUUAGACAUAAUUCCAUCGUAGCCUUAAGACAUGUGGCUACAGGCAAAUACUUGAGUUCAAUUGGAAGUUUGAAUUACACAACUGGAAGUAAUUCUCAAAUGGUUUUUGCAAGUAAUUUAGUACUUGAUCGGAAUGGUUUAUGGACAAUCCUUACUAACAAUUCGCAUUUUAGUAAUCCAGAAUUAGCUUCUUACACCAACAACACUACUAUAUCUAUACUACACAAAAAUUCUAACCUUUAUCUUGGAUUUUAUUCUUAUGAAGCUAAAUCUCCAUCAACCGGGCACACAGAAGUUUGUUGUACUAAAUAUAAAUAUAAUUGGAAUUUGAGGAAUUGUAAAUUAGAGGAUUCAAAAGAAUAUUUAAGAUCAAACGAUAUUAUUAAUCUAAGUAACAAUUCUUUACUAUUUUUACGUAGUCAUGAAUUUCAAUUUACUAUUAAUAACGAUACUUUUCAAGAGGUUGUUUGUCAUAACGAAAGGUUAGGAGGUAAUGAUGAGUGGUGCAUUGAGCUUGUUAAGCAGAAUUAA